Lathyrus oleraceus (garden pea) is the source of this 1029-nucleotide messenger RNA. RefSeq lists its product as uncharacterized. The transcript has 2 exons. The annotation marks the transcript as partial. Gene Ontology annotation, molecular function: zinc ion binding; nucleic acid binding. The record is from RefSeq and is a predicted model, not a curated record. Lineage: Eukaryota; Viridiplantae; Streptophyta; Magnoliopsida; Fabales; Fabaceae.
GCUGGUAUAGUUUGCUUCAAAUGUGGUCAGGCUGGUCAUAAGAGUAAUGUAUGCACUGCUGAAGUUAAGAGGUGUUUUCGCUGUGGUAAGACUGGCCAUGCAAUAGCUGAUUGCAAGCACAAGGAAAUGAUUUGUUUUAAUUGUGGCGAAGAAGGGCAUAUUGGAAGUCAGUGUCAGAAGCCAAAGAAAUCUCAAACUGGAAAGGUGUUCGCAUUGACCGGAACUCAAACCUCCAGUGAGGACAGACUUAUCCGAGGUACAUGUUUCAUAAAUGGUACUCCUUUAAUUACUAUUAUUGAUACCGGUGCUACACACUGUUUUAUUUCUGCUAACUGUGCUCGAAUACUGGGUUUAAAAUUGUCCGCUUUGGAUGGUGAAUUGAUUGUUGAGACCCCAGCUAAGGGAUCAAUAACUACUUCUUUGGUAUGUUUAAAAUGUCCUUUGUCGAUCUUCGAUAAAGAUUUCUAUGUUGAUUUAGUAUGUUUGCCGUUGGAUGGGAUGGAUGUAAUUCUUGGUAUGAACUGGUUAGAGUAUAAUUAUGUUCAUAUAAAUUGUCAUCAUAAGUCGGUGAGGUUUUCCACUCCUGAAGAGGAAGGAGUUGACUUAUUACCUUUCAGAGAAUUGCGAAAAUUGAUGAAAGAGGGAGCUCAGAUGUUUUCUUUGAUGGCGACGUUGUCGGUUGAGAGUAAAGCUAAGAUUGAGGAACUGUUAGUGGUGAAAGAAUUCCCUGAAGUUUUUCCUGAUGAAAUUCCUAGUGUGCCGCCAGAGAGGGAGGUUAAAUUUACUAUUGAUCUGGUACCUGGUACUAGGCCUGUUUCGAUGGCACCGUAUAGAAUGUCGGCAUCUGAAUUACCAAGUGUGUCACCGUGGGGAGCUCCAGUGUUGCUAGUAAAGAAGAAAGAUGGUAGUAUGAGGCUUUGUAUUGAUUAUAGACAAUUGAAUAAAGUAACGAUCAAGAAUAAGUAUCCACUACCGAGAAUAGAUGAUUUGAUGGAUCAAUUAGUGGGUGCCUGUGUGUUCAGUAAAAUU